AAUAAAUAGCAGAGGAAGGGGGGAGAGAGAAAACAGAGAGAGGAGAGAGAGAGAGUGUGUGUGAGUGUGAGAGAGAGAGAGAGAGAGAGAGAGAGAGGAAGAAGGGAAGGCGGACAUCGCAGGGCUGUCCAGCUCGGUUAGAGCCGCAGAGUGACCAGCCACCGCCGACAUGGCUCCCACUCUGGCUACGGCCCACCGCCGCCGUUGGUGGAUGGCCUGCACGGCCGUGCUGGAAAACCUGCUCUUCUCGGCCGUGCUGCUGGGCUGGGGUUCCCUGCUGCUGAUGCUGAAGUCCGAGGGGUUUUACUCCUACAUGUGCCAGGAGCCAGAAAACACUACCAACAGCAGCGGGGUGGGGAGUGAUGGGACGGAGAUGGAGCUGCUCCUACGGAUGAACGGCUGGCUUAUCUGUAAGGACCAGGAUGAGAUGCUGAACCUGGCAUUCACCGUCGGCUCAUUCCUGCUCAGCGCCAUCUCCCUGCCCCUGGGUAUCGCCAUGGACAAAUACGGGCCCCGGAAACUGCGGCUCAUAGGCAGCACCAGCUUUGCACUGUCCUGCCUGCUGAUCGCUUACGGAGCCAGUAACCCCAACGAUCUCUCUGUCCUGAUCUUCAUCGCCCUCUCACUCAACGGCUUUGGAGGCAUGUGCAUGACGUUUACCUCACUCACGUUGCCCAACAUGUUCGGAGACUUGCGGUCUACCUUCAUCGCUCUGAUGAUUGGCUCCUAUGCCUCAUCGGCUGUGACAUUCCCUGGCAUCAAGGUGAUCUACGAUCUGGGAGCCCCAUUUAUCAGCAUCCUCUUGGUGUGGGCAGCCUGUGGGGGCCUGGUCUUCAUGAACUGUUUCCUGAACUGGCCCCUGGAACCCUUCCCAGGGCCUGAGGACAUGGAUUACACGUGAGUCAUACCCCUGGGCC
This is a messenger RNA of Hypanus sabinus (Atlantic stingray), 917 nucleotides long. RefSeq names its product large neutral amino acids transporter small subunit 4-like. Gene Ontology annotation, molecular function: L-amino acid transmembrane transporter activity; neutral L-amino acid transmembrane transporter activity. Gene Ontology annotation, biological process: transmembrane transport; neutral amino acid transport. Lineage: Eukaryota; Metazoa; Chordata; Chondrichthyes; Myliobatiformes; Dasyatidae. The record is from RefSeq and is a predicted model, not a curated record. The coding region runs from base 170 to 901 and encodes 243 amino acids. The transcript has 7 exons.